Messenger RNA from Monodelphis domestica (gray short-tailed opossum), 2658 nucleotides. It is a transcript of the gene CROT, whose product is annotated as carnitine O-octanoyltransferase. The record is from RefSeq and is a predicted model, not a curated record. Lineage: Eukaryota; Metazoa; Chordata; Mammalia; Didelphimorphia; Didelphidae. Gene Ontology annotation, cellular component: peroxisome. Gene Ontology annotation, molecular function: carnitine O-octanoyltransferase activity.
ACUGGUUCUAGAAUAAUGGAAAACCAGUUGGCUAAGUCCACUGAAGAACGAACAUUUCAGUACCAGGAUUCUCUUCCUUCAUUGCCUGUUCCUUCUCUUGAUGAGUCAUUAAAGAAAUAUCUUGAUGCAGUUAAGCCAUUUGCAAAUGAAGAAGAAUAUAAACAAACAGAAGAAAUAGUUAAAAAAUUUCAGAAUGGAAUUGGAGAAAAGUUACACCAGAAAUUACUUGAAAGAGCAAAAGGAAAAAGAAAUUGGCUGGAGGAAUGGUGGUUGAAUGUUGCCUACCUGGAUGUCCGUAUACCAUCACAACUGAAUGUCAACUUUGGAGGCCCUGCAGCUCACAGUGAACAUUACUGGCCUCCAAAAGAAGGCACACAGUUAGAAAGAGGAUGUAUAACUCUUUGGCAUAAUUUGAAUUAUUGGCAGCUAUUAAAAAUGGAAAAACUAGCAGUUCAUAAAAUUGGAAACAUACCUUUAGACAUGAAUCAAUUCCGAAUGCUGUUCUCUACAUGCAAGGUACCAGGAAUUUCUAGAGAUUCAAUCAUCAGUUACUUUAGAACUGAGAGCGAAGGACAUACCCCAAGUCACAUAGCAGUGUUGUGUCGAGGUCGAGUUUUUGUCUUUGAUGUCAUGCAUGAAGGUUGUAUGAUGACUCCGCCAGAGCUGCUCAGGCAACUUACUUUUAUCCAAAAAAAAUGCCACAGUGAACCUGAUGGACCUGGGGUAGCAGCAUUAACCAGCGAAGAGCGAACCCGAUGGGCUGAGGCAAGAGAAUAUCUGAUUAGUCUUGAUCCAAAGAAUUUGACUAUAUUGGAAAAAAUUCAGAGCAGUUUGUUGGUCUUUUCUUUAGAUGAUGCUAGUCCACAAGUAACACCUGAAGAUUAUUCUGAGGUAACUACAUUGGUACUUACUGGUGAUCCAACAGUACGCUGGGGCGACAAAUCUUAUAACUUUAUUUCCUUCUCCAAUGGAUUGUUUGGCUGUAAUUGUGAUCAUGCACCUUAUGAUGCUAUGGUCAUGGUUGAUAUCUGUCAUUAUGUGGAUCAGAAGAUCUUUGAAAAUGAGGGGAGGUGGAAGGGUUCUGAAAAAGUGAGAGGAAAUAUCCCUCUGCCAGAGGAGCUUGUUUUCACUGUGGACCAUAAAGUAUUAGAUGCCAUUAGCCAGGCUAAAGAGCAGUAUCUCAAACAGGGAUCAGACUUGCAGAUUGUGACUUAUGCCUUUAAAUCUUUUGGCAAAAUGCAAACCAAGAAGAAGAAGCUUCAUCCAGAUACUUUUAUUCAGCUGGCGCUUCAGCUGGCCUACUACAGACUUCAUGGAUGCCCAGGUAGCUGUUAUGAAACUGCUAUGACAAGGGCUUACUACCAUGGUCGCACGGAGACUGUGAGAUCAUGUACUUUGGAAGCAGUUGAAUGGUGUCAGACCAUGCAGGAUCCUUCUGCCAGUCUUCAUAAACGGCAGCAAAAGAUGUUACAAGCUUUUGCAAAGCAUGGUAAAAUGAUGAAAGAAUGUUCAUCUGGGAAAGGAUUUGAUCGUCACCUUUUAGGUCUCCUUCUCAUAGCCAAAGAGGAGGGGCUACCCAUUCCAGAGCUCUUUACAGACCCAAUUUUCUCCAAAAGUGGAGGCGGUGGAAAUUUUGUCCUGUCAACCAGUCUUCUUGGUUAUACACGAGUCCAUGGAGUGGUGGUGCCUAUGAUUUACCGUGGCUAUGGCUUUUUCUACCACAUCAGAGAUGACAGGUUUGUCGUGGCCUGUACAGCUUGGAAAUCAUGUGCAGAGACUGAUGCGGAAAAGCUGGUUAGGAUGGUAUUCUGUUGUUUCCAUGACAUGAUGCAGUUGAUGAACACUGCCCAGCUUUAGAGAUUGAUUCCAAAUUAAGUCCGUACCAAAAAAUAUUGUUAAAAGAUGUGCUGGGCAUGAAUUGGGGCUAUGCAGAGGAAGUUUGAUUUGGCAGAAAGUAGUUAAAUGUAGAAAUAAUGAAGAAGAAUCUAUCAAUAUUAUGUAGCACUUACUGCCACAUAUUCUAGAAAUAGAACAUUGUCUCCCAGCUGAAGGUAAUGCUUGCAGCAAUAAAACUACUAAACAGUGAGUAUAGAACUAUGCAAUACUUAUGUAUGCCUUAACAAUACAUAUCCAUCCAUUUUCCCAGUACAAGUCUAAUUUUAACUUUUAUAUAAGAGAUUUUUGUUGAUAUCUGUAUAAAAACACUGAUGUUGUUCUUGCUUGGUCACUGUUUUAUUUAAAUGUUCCAUCCUCCAUGCACUUUAUCUCUUUCUAGCUGUCAAAGGGCAUGACAAAUAUGUUCAGAGGCUCAGCUGCCUAAAAUUCAUGCCUUCCACUUCCACUGCAGAGAGGCCAACUGCAGGUUUACUGUGCGUGAGGGAAGAGACCACUAGAAACACUAGACUACAGAGAACAACAAAAACUAGCUUGUAGCCAGGUGGUUGAUGCUAAAGAGAUCAUAAACCUAACAACGUCGCUCAUCCUGUAUUUCGGUGAUUCGUGACUAUAAGUACAAAGCACUUGGUAGAAAGUCAGUUUUUAAAAAUUUGUGAAGGGUUACUUGACAAAUUCUCAGGAUCUUCUGCUUGCUUUUUGAUCAUUUUUUUCUCUGUUCAACUUUGUAGUUUGCACUCUGAAAAUAAAAUUUAUUGAAUCAUC